GCAGUGUUUGACGCGUCUUUGCAACGAUAGGAUGUCUUUCAGUAUAUACUUGAAAAAUAAUAUAAAAUUUAUUUAUCAAUAAUUAUUUUGAAUCAUUCAUAAUACACAUCAUUGAUAAUACACAUAUUAAACGAUUGGAAAAAUGUUGAAGAAUAUAAGAUUAUAUUUAUUGGUAAUAAUUGGAUUAACCUGGUCUACAAAUGCAUCAACAAAAAAUGAUAAAAAUUUUCAAACAGUACAGACAAGUAAUGAAGCAAUAUUCAAUCGUCUUGGUUUAUCACCACUUGAGAUAUCAGAUGGACAUUAUAAAAAACGUCUAGCUGGUCCAGAACCAUCAACAUCACUUGUAAAUUUACAAACACGUAUUAAUCAACCAUACAAUCGUCGUCAUGGUGAUCAUGAUAGUCAUGUUUAUAUUGUUAAAUUACCACCAAGUCAACCAUAUUAUACAAUAACAAAACCUCAUAAAAAAUUAAUAAAUGAUAAUGAAAAUGCUAAUAUUCAUAAUGAAAAAUUAUCAUCAAUAAUAAUUAAUCAUGAAAUACCAACAAUUGGUUUUAAUAGUAAUGGUAAAACAGCAAAAAUUUAUCAUUGGAAUUUACCAUUAAUGAAAGAAAUUAAUAAAAAAAAACGUCAUAAUGAAUUAUUUAAAAUUCAACAAAUGAAAAAAAAAUUAACAUCUGAUAAAAAACAAUUAACUCAAUUAUCAUUGAAUAAUGUUAAUGUUUUUGAUGAUAAAUUACCACCUUUAAAAAAACAUGCUAGAAAUAAUGAUAAGCGUCUUAAUUAUCCAUCAAAAAAUAAUAUUAAAAUUAAUAAUGAUUUAUUUGACAAUAAUUAUAGCAAAAAUAAUAAUGAUACACAAAAAAAAAUGUUACGACUUGAUGAUUCAACAUUUUAUAAUAUAAAAUCAAAUAACAAUAAUAAUAUUGAAAAUUUUUUAAAUGAUUUUAAUUCAAUGAAAAAUAUUGAAUCAUUUGAAACGAAAAAACACCGGAAGAAGGCUGCAAUGUCCUACUAUGCACCUAACAUUCACAAGACCGGUUCAACAAGCAUCUACAAGAACUUCCCAGGAAACGGCAAACCAAAGGCAUUUUAUGUUAUGGAAAAAAGCCGCAAACCCGUUUAUUAUCAUCCCCUUUUGCCCUAAUUGAGAUGACAGUGAA
Aphidius gifuensis is the source of this 1166-nucleotide messenger RNA. RefSeq names its product probable basic-leucine zipper transcription factor G. The transcript is spliced from 2 exons. The record is from RefSeq and is a predicted model, not a curated record. Bases 143 to 1150 code for a protein of 335 amino acids. NCBI's taxonomy places the organism in Eukaryota, Metazoa, Arthropoda, Insecta, Hymenoptera, Braconidae.